This is a messenger RNA of Cannabis sativa, 2748 nucleotides long. Its product is annotated as pyruvate kinase isozyme A, chloroplastic. Gene Ontology annotation, cellular component: cytoplasm; chloroplast stroma. Bases 556 to 2382 code for a protein of 608 amino acids. Lineage: Eukaryota; Viridiplantae; Streptophyta; Magnoliopsida; Rosales; Cannabaceae. Gene Ontology annotation, molecular function: pyruvate kinase activity; potassium ion binding; magnesium ion binding. The transcript has 6 exons. The record is from RefSeq and is a predicted model, not a curated record. Gene Ontology annotation, biological process: glycolytic process.
UUGGUAAGGAAGAAACGUAGUAUUCAAUGCAUUCAACUUUAGGUCAUAAACUAAGAGCUUUUUCUAGAGAUAGGAUAUGUAUAUAUCUUUUAGUCAUAAAAAGAAAACUACAUUUUACAGCGUUAAAACCCCAAAAAUCAUACCAAAAGAUUCUAUUACCAUAGUACGCAUAUAUGCCAAAUAAAAUAAUGUUUGGGAAAUAUCGUAGUUACCAUACCACCAUAUAUACUACAAAUAAUGCAAAUGGCUUCAUCCAGACCAUCCACGUUUAUAGCAAACAGAUCCGGUCCCCACCGAACAGUCUGACACCAAUUAAAUGUCGCCACGUAAUAAGCAGCACUGAACCCAAUUAGCCGUUGUGCUGUGUACACCGACCCCUCUUGCUGACCUGGCGGCGACAUCUUCAAUGUUCGAAUAAAUAUAUAAAAAUUAAAUAAUUAUACUCAUUCUCUCUCUUUGUUAUCUCCGCCCAAAAAUCUCUUUCUCACUCUCUCUCUCCUAUUAAAAGCUCAGUCUGAGCUUUUCGGUCAUUUCACGCAAAUUCGCCGGCCCGUCAUGGCUCAAUCUCUGCAGCUGUUCACCGCCUAUAACCGGUCACCUAACCAUACCUUACCCAAACGGGCCACUUACUCUGAGACUAAGCAAUUUCUUCCGGCCACCUCCAGCCGCCGUUUCCCGGUCACUGUUUUCCCCAAGCUAACUAUCCAGGCCUCUUCUUCUUCUUCUUCAUCUUCAGAUCUCGAAUCUUCUUCUUCUUCUUCUUCUUCUUCGCCUGUUCUGGUCAAUGACAAUGGCACCGGAGGGGUUUUGUCUGGUGCGACGGCGCUGGCGACGUACGCUUCUGCGACGUCUACGGCGGCGGCCGUGACGGAUUCGAGUUCAAUUGAGGUUGAUUCUGUGACGGAGGCUGAGUUGAAGGAGAAUGGAUUCAGGAGUACGAGACGGACCAAGUUGAUAUGCACCAUCGGUCCCAACACGUGUGGGUUCGAGGAGCUGGAGGCUUUAGCGGUCGGUGGCAUGAAUGUGGCCAGGAUCAAUAUGUGCCACGGCACGCACCAGUGGCACCGGAACGUGAUCAAACGUGUGAGGAGGCUUAACGAGGAGAAGGGUUACGCCGUCGCUAUUAUGAUGGAUACUGAAGGGAGUGAAAUUCACAUGGGAGAUCUUGGUGGAGCUCCUUCGGCCAAAGCUGAGGAUGGUGAAAUCUGGACCUUUAGUGUUAGAACUUACGAAUCUGGUCAACCAGAACACACCAUCAAUGUCAACUAUGAUGGUUUUGCGGAAGAUGUGAAAGUUGGCGAUGAACUUGUUGUGGAUGGUGGUAUGGUAAGGUUUGAAGUGAUUGAGAAGAUUGGUCCAGAUGUUAAGUGCAAAUGUACUGAUCCCGGACUAUUGCUGCCUCGGGCUAAUUUGACUUUCUGGAGAGAUGGGAGUGUGGUACGGGAACGCAAUGCAAUGCUCCCCACAAUUUCUUCGAAGGAUUGGUUGGACAUUGAUUUUGGGAUUGCAGAAGGUGUUGAGUUUAUUGCCAUAUCAUUUGUCAAGUCCGCUGAUGUGAUCACUCAUCUUAAGAGCUACCUUGCCGCAAGGUCUCGUGAUAGUGAUAUUGGUGUCAUUGCAAAAAUAGAGAGUAUCGACUCAUUGAAGAACUUGGAAGAAAUUAUUCUAGCAUCGGAUGGAGCUAUGGUAGCAAGGGGAGAUCUUGGUGCUCAGAUACCAUUGGAACAGGUUCCCUCAGUCCAGCAAAAUAUUGUGCAACUUUGCAGGCAGCUAAAUAAGCCUGUCAUUGUGGCCUCUCAGUUACUUGAAUCUAUGAUUGAAUACCCUACACCCACUAGGGCUGAAGUCGCUGAUGUUUCUGAAGCAGUUAGACAGCGAGCAGAUGCUCUGAUGCUCUCCGGUGAGUCAGCCAUGGGCCAGUACCCAAUGAAGGCAUUGGCUGUUCUCAGAAGUGUUAGCGUGAGAAUUGAGAAGUGGUGGAGGGAUGAGAAACAGUACGAUCCUAUGGAACUCCCAGACAUUGGUUCUUCACAUUCGGACAACAUCUCAGAGGAGAUUUGCAGUUCUGCUGCUAAGAUGGCUAAUAAUUUAGGGGUGGAUGCCCUUUUCGUCUACACAAAGACAGGGCACAUGGCAUCACUCCUGUCACGUUGCCGUCCUGAUUGCCCAAUAUUUGCUUUCACUUCCACAACAUCUUUACGCAGGCGUCUGAAUUUGCAAUGGGGUCUCAUACCCUUUCGCCUGAGCUUCUCCGACGACAUGGAAAGUAAUCUGAACAAGACCUUCUCUUUGCUCAAGGCCCGGAAUUUGAUCAAAUCUGGUGAUCUUGUAAUUGCUGUUUCGGACAUGUUGCAGUCCAUUCAGGUCAUGUAUGUACCUUAAGAGCUAUCAAAACUGCUUUAAUCCAAAAUAUUGGUUUGAACAGUUUGGUAGAUGGUGGAAAGAUAUGGAGAAUUUUAACCUAUUAGAGUAGUCAUUUUUCCUUAUCGGUCCACCGUUGGAUUUCUGCUUCCAUUAUCUAGAUUACAUGUCAACUACAUCGAUGGUGGAUUUUUUCUGAUUUGUCAUGAAAUUAGUGUGAAUGCCCCAUUAGAUGUUUUGAUAUCUGGCUUGGCAAAUGAUGCAUUAGUGUCUUCUAUUUUGAUGUUAGUUAAAACAGUUUAGUUUUGUGUAUUCUAUUGUAAUAUGAUUUGAACUAAAACUUUCUUUAUAUGAAAAUGGUUUGGAAGUUCGACUAAUUCUACAAAA